AUGUCAUCAGAUCAACAGCACAUUGUUUACUCCUUAGACACCUGUUCCCACGAUUUCUACAACCAUAGCUGCUUCCACAACAACCAUGGCUCCAUCCACUACUACUUUUGCUACAUCCACUACUACCAUCGCUGCAUCUACUCCCCUGACGACUACAAUUACUCCAAUGACAACCACCACGACUACGACGAUAUCAACCACAACUACUACCAUGACAACAACAACUAUUACGACGAUAUCAACCACAACUACAAUGGCAACCACAACUACUACGACGAAGGCUACCACAACUACUACGACGAUGGCUACCACAACUACUACGACGAUGGCUACCACAACUACUACGACGAUGGCUACCACAACUACUACGACGAUGGCUACCACAACUACUACGACGAUGGCUACCACAACUACUACGACAAACACCCCUACCACUGCUACUCCUACGGGUGCAUGCACUGGACCUGGCAGAAGCUGUGUUGAUGAAUGUCCUCCGGGCAACGAACUUCCUUUGCUCACCUGCCCUGCCACUACUGUUGUUCAAGUU
This is a messenger RNA of Haliotis rufescens (red abalone), 547 nucleotides long. RefSeq names its product histidine-rich glycoprotein-like. The record is from RefSeq and is a predicted model, not a curated record. The transcript has 2 exons. NCBI's taxonomy places the organism in Eukaryota, Metazoa, Mollusca, Gastropoda, Lepetellida, Haliotidae. The coding region runs from base 1 to 483 and encodes 160 amino acids.